Populus trichocarpa (black cottonwood) is the source of this 567-nucleotide messenger RNA. RefSeq lists its product as uncharacterized. The coding region runs from base 1 to 567 and encodes 188 amino acids. The record is from RefSeq and is a predicted model, not a curated record. NCBI's taxonomy places the organism in Eukaryota, Viridiplantae, Streptophyta, Magnoliopsida, Malpighiales, Salicaceae. The transcript has 2 exons.
AUGGCUCUAAAGGUUACGGGAUCGAAAACUGCAACCAAUAGUACCGAAGAUGCCAAGAAACCAAAUAGAUUACCCCUCAGGAAGCUCUUCUACAAGAACUGUGAAACCUUUUCGUGUUUUUCAUCGGAAGCUGAUGAUAUUGACAGCCUAGAGCCUGGAACUUACUGUGUGUGGACACCAAAAAAGGAAGAGGGGUCUCCAGGGAGCUGCAAGAAGAGCAGCUCUACAAGGUCUAAUUCAAAGAGAUGGAAGUUUACAGAUUUUAUUCACCGGAGUAAUAAUGAUGGUAAGGAUACUUUUGUGUUCUUGAUGCCUAAUAACAAGAAGAGUGGCCUCCAUCAUCAGAGAUUAGGCAGCGAUGACCAAGAUGGGAACCAUAAUAAACAGGGCACAAAGAAAAGGAAAGAAGCGAAAGGAGCUGGAGGAGGUUUGUUUCAAUUUCAAGAACAUUAUUACGUGAGGAGUAAAGAAGGUGAUAAACGCCGCUCCUAUUUGCCAUCCAGGCCAGAUUUGGUGGGGUUUCUGUCUAAUGUUAAUGGGGUGGGAAGGAAUCUUCAUCCAUUUUAA